AUGCGACGGAAUUGUGCAAAUGUAAAAGAUGGCUCAGGUUUGAUGCGACGGAAUUGUACAAAUGCAAAGGAUGGCUCAGGUUUGUGCGCGGUUGUACAAUGCAAAGUGGCUCAGGUUUGUCCGCGGAAUUGUACAAAUGUAAAAGAUGGCUCAGGUUUGAUGCGACGGAAUUGUACAAAUGCAAAGGAUGGCUCAGGUUUGAUGCGACGGAAUUGUACAAAUGCAAAAGAUGGCUCAGGUUUGAUCCGACGGAAUUGUGUCGUAGGUUUUCUC
Molecule: messenger RNA, 273 nt
Organism: Mesorhabditis belari
Lineage: Eukaryota; Metazoa; Nematoda; Chromadorea; Rhabditida; Rhabditidae
Source: the annotation of a GenBank genome assembly